This is a messenger RNA of Indicator indicator, 1228 nucleotides long. It is a transcript of the gene NDUFB5, whose product is annotated as NADH:ubiquinone oxidoreductase subunit B5. The record is from RefSeq and is a predicted model, not a curated record. NCBI's taxonomy places the organism in Eukaryota, Metazoa, Chordata, Aves, Piciformes, Indicatoridae. The transcript has 6 exons. Bases 1 to 573 code for a protein of 190 amino acids.
AUGGCGGCCAUGAGCCUGCUGCUGCGGGCAGCGGCUGUCUGGGGAGCUCGGCGGGCAGCGAGCGGAGCGGUGGUCGGUACUCGCCUCCCCUGCCUCACCGGGAUCGCCCGCCUCCCCGGCAGCCUCGCUCCUGUACGACAUAGCAGUGGCCAUGGGAAGAGAAUGUUUAUUAUCAAGGCAACAAGUUUUUAUGACAAUCGCUUUUUGAGCUUGUUGAGAUUCUAUAUAUUUUUGACAGGAAUACCAGUGGCAUUAUUCAUAACAUAUGUCAACAUCUUCAUUGGUGAAGCUGAACUUGCAGAGAUUCCUGAAGGUUAUGUUCCAGAGUACUGGGAAUACUACCAACACCCUAUAAGUCGAUGGAUAGCUCGUUACUUGCUUGACCCCCCUGCAAAGGACUAUGAGAAAGAGCUAGCUAUGCUUGAUAUUGAAGCAAGGAAAGCUGACCUGAGGCUGAAGGAGCUGGAGGCACGCAGACUGAUGAGGCACAGGGGAGAUGGACCUUGGUAUCAUUAUGAAACACCAGAUAAAAACCUUGUUGACAACUCUAUGAAAGCCACACCUGACAAUUGAGCAAUUUUAGAACAGCAUGCAAGGUCUUAAAUGCAUAUUGACGAGUUGUGGCUGAGCUAUGUGAUAUACAUCCUGCUCUUUACUGAUGGAAAUUAAUAAACAAUGUUUGUGUUAAUUCCAAUAAUGUGAAAGAAACUGUGUGGCAGUUAAGCUCAUGUAGCUGUUAAAAUUGUCAAGUCAGAGAAAAUGCCUUAUGUCACUUGCCAGCAAUGACUCGUUUUCUACAGAACAACAAUGCAGAAUGGGAUUUCUGUCCUAAUAUAUGUGAAAAAAAAUUGGGAAUAUGUCUUCACCAUGUGAUUUCUCAUAUUUAAAGUUUUAAAUGAAAGACACAGGAAACUGUAGGGCUUUUUUUCUCUGAGUGCCUCAUGUCAGAUAAUUUGUGGAAGAUGAACUAAGACAAAUGCCUUCAAACAUUUGGAGUGUUAGGAUUACAUCUGCCACUUGAGACAAAUUCUUUCUCAUUACUUGUAGUUAAACUCAUCUUUCAUAGUAAUUUUUUUCCCAACUUGCGUAUUUUUCAACAUCUGCUAUCAUAUUCUCUGCAUCAUCUCAAAAUUUUCUCUCCCUAUGUAACUGUUAAUACCUUUCAUCCCUGACAGUAUCAGCCAUGUUCCCUCUUCCUUUAUCAAUUUUAUUACCAGUUUUAAACUUU